Molecule: messenger RNA, 2930 nt
Organism: Macroventuria anomochaeta
Lineage: Eukaryota; Fungi; Ascomycota; Dothideomycetes; Pleosporales; Didymellaceae
Product: carnitine acetyl transferas-like protein
Exons: 3
Coding region: 453-2930 (825 amino acids)
Biological process (GO): carnitine metabolic process
Cellular component (GO): mitochondrion
Molecular function (GO): carnitine O-acetyltransferase activity
Source: RefSeq, a predicted model, not a curated record
CACUGUUCUUUUGGAUCCCCAUACCAUAUCGGCGGUCCUCUUGACCUGCAGCUCAUUUAGAGCUCGACGCUACCGAGUAAGUUGCAUCUCCUUGCAUGGGCAUUUCACAGGCUGAGCUCGUCCCGUCAUUCACCACCAUGCGGGUCAUUUUCCGUGUCAGCGGCCGGCUACAUGACAGCUUCCUGGAUCACCUUGCCUGUAACGAGGAACCCGUCCGUGGAGUUCACAUGUUUAGUCGUCAGGCGGCUCCACUCAGCCCAGCUUAUCCCCUUUCGUCCAUUUCCUUACAAGAAGCUCCCACUCCCACGCGUUGCUGUCCCUCUUGCAGAAAGCCUGCGUCUCCAUGCCGGCCUACUGUCUUCAGGACUGUCACUACUUCUACCGCAGUGCCUUGCGGCUACUCAACAUCAGCACCAGCAUCUCUCCCCUCUACGCUUGACUGACAAACCACCAUGGCAGCUCGCACCUUUACGCAGCCCUCCUCUUUGAACGAAUCACUGGCCACCGCCACCAUGUCUAGCACACAAGAGAACGGCGCGGCCCGCUCUAUGGAAGCAGCGAAGGACGCCCAAAAAGCCUUCUCGUCGGAAGAAAAGGCACCCUUGGCCAACUCUACAAAUCCAAACUCGAAGCCAGGCAUCACGUUUGCUUCUCAGGACAAGCUCCCAAAGCUGCCCAUCCCAGAGCUAGACUCUUCGUGUACGAAGUACUUGGCCGCCUUGAAACCACUACAGAGUGCCAAAGAGCACAACGACAGCCAGCACGCGGUGGAGGAAUUUCUGAAAUCAGACGGAGCUGCGCUGCAAGACAAGCUCAAGAAAUAUGCUAGUGGGAAAGCAAACUACAUCGAGCAGUUCUGGUACGACUCGUAUCUGAACUUCGAUAACCCGGUUGUGCUGAACCUCAACCCCUUCUUCCUUCUUGAAGAUGACCCAACCCCGGCUCGCAACAACCAGGUCACCCGUGCGGCCUCUCUAGUUGUCUCAGCACUCUCGUUUGUUCGAGCAGUACGACUGGAAGAGCUGCCGCCUGACACGAUCCGUGGCCAACCUCUUUGCAUGUACCAAUACUCGAGAUUAUUUGGAACGGCGAGAAUACCCACUGAAAAUGGAUGUCAAAUUGGACAGGAUCCAACCUCAAAACACAUCGUCGUUAUGUGUCACGGCCAGUUCUACUGGUUCGACGUCCUUGACGACAACAACGACCUCAUCAUGACCGAGAAAGAUAUUACUCUGAACCUACAGUCCAUUGUAGAAGAUGCACAAGAAGUUCCCAUCCAAGAAGCUGCAAAAGGAGCACUAGGCGUGCUGAGCACAGAAAACCGAAAGGUGUGGUCUGGCCUGCGAGAUGUGCUGCACCGAGAAGAAGGCUCGAACAAUUCUGACAGCCUGAACAUUGUCGAUUCAGCACUUUUCAUCUUGUGUCUGGAUUACACAGAACCACAGAGUGGCGCAGACCUAUGUAUGAACAUGCUCUGCGGUACCAGCAAGGUCGAGAAGGGCGUACAGGUGGGUACUUGCACAAAUCGAUGGUACGACAAGAUGCAGAUCAUUGUGUGCAAGAACGGAAGUGCAGGUAUCAACUUCGAACAUACCGGUGUUGAUGGUCACACUGUUUUACGCUUUGCCUCAGACGUUUACACAGAUACCAUCCUGCGAUUCGCAAGGACUAUCAACGGCAGCGCACCGAGCUUGUGGGCAACCCAAAGUCCUGACCCUGCGAAGCGCGACCCGGACAGCUUUGGCGACGUCCAAACAACGCCACACAAGCUGGAGUGGGACAUGGUGCCUGAACUGAGCACAGCACUUCGAUUUGCCGAAACCCGCCUUGCAGACCUCAUUCAACAGAAUGAGUUCGCAACGUUGGAGUUCCCCCAUUACGGCAAGAACUUCAUGACAUCCAUGGGCUUCUCGCCUGAUGCAUUCGUGCAGAUGGCUUUCCAGGCCGCUUACUACGGUCUGUACGGCAGAGUAGAGUGUGUCUACGAGCCAGCCAUGACCAAAAUGUUCUACCAUGGGCGGACAGAAGCCAUUCGCUCCGUUACAGAAGAAUCAGUAAACUUCCUCAAGACCUUCUGGGGCGAGAACCCGGCCACAACCAAGAUCGAUGCGCUUCGCAAGGCAUGCCAGAAGCACACCGAGAACACCAAAGUCUGCGCCAAAGCACAGGGACCAGAUCGCCAUCUAUACGCCCUGUACUGCAUCUGGCAGCGCGCCAUCGAGGAAGAUGGCGCCGAAGCAGCCAGCAGCGACGGCUGGGACUCAACACGCCCUUCAAGCCCUGAUGGCGUUGCAUCCCCCAACCGCAACUCCGUCAUGUCCGAAAACGGCAGCAUAUCCAGCUCACCCCCGGCACCAGUGCAGCACUCAAUGCCCGCGCUCUUCGCAGACGCCGGCUGGGACAAGAUCAACACCACGAUCCUCUCGACAUCCAACUGCGGCAACCCGUCGCUCCGCCAAUUCGGCUUCGGCCCAACAUCAGCCGACGGUUUCGGUAUUGGAUACAUCAUCAAAGACGGAUCGAUCUCCAUCUGCGCAUCGUCCAAGCACCGCCAGACAAGCCGCUACAUCGAAGCACUGGAGAGCUACUUCCUCGAAGUGCGGAAACUGCUACGACAAAUCAAGCGCCGCGGGACUUCAGCUGACAAAACAGCCUCGCGUGCCCGCGAAGCAGAAGCCCGGCCCACAGCAGGCCGUUUCAAGAGCCGCGGACGAAACAUCCUGCUCGAAGUGGGCAAGGGACAGACGCCAGCAGAAAGCGUGGCAGACGAAGACGACGAUGAUGGGCUUGGUGGAUAUGGAUUCUUCGACGCCGGCAUGCUGCGCCAGGCGCUCAACGCCAAUCGCCAGAACCAGACUGCCGAACCGGGGGUCGACCGCGACGUGGUGCGGAGGAAUGUGGGGCGGAGACUGAGGUUGAGUGAGUACUAG